AUGGCCCGGCACCCCGUCUUGUACCUCAUCCUGCUGAGUGCUCUGAUCGACAAGAGCCGAGCCUGCUUCUGUGAUCAUUUCCCGUGGAGUGAGUGGUCCAGCUGCUCAAAGACCUGCGACACUGGAACUCAGACCAGGUUUCGACGAGUAGUCAUGAAUAAUUACUACGUGGAGAACUCCUGUGGCCAGCUGUGCACGUUCGAGGAGACCAGAGAAUGUAACUGGAAAGCUUGUCCUAUCAACUGCCUCCUGGGAGAUUAUGGGCCAUGGUCAGACUGUGACCCUUGUGUUAAAAAACAGUUUAAGGUUCGAUCUAUUAUACGCCCCAGUCAGUUUGGAGGACAACCGUGUACGGGGCCCCUGGUGAAUUCCCAACCAUGCAUUCCAACUAAACUUUGCAAGAUCGAAGAGAUCGACUGCAGUAAUAAAUUCCGUUGUGACAGUGGCCGCUGCAUCGCGCGCGCGCUGGAGUGCAACGGGGACAACGACUGCGGGGACCUGUCCGACGAGCGGGGCUGUGGCGGCAGGGCCGCGGCCUGCUGGCGGAGGUAUACGCCCGUCCCUAAGGUCAACGUGAUGAGCAACGGGUUUAAUGUUCUGGCAGGAGAGCCCAGAGGAGAAGUCCUUGAUCACUCUGUCAUUGGAGGCAAAUGUAGAACUGUCAAAAGCAGCAAUGCAAGUAACCCUUACUGGGUUUCGGCUAUUCUGGAAAAUGUCAACUUUGAGGUAGAGACUAAAGAGGAUGAUUUGAAAACAGAUUUCUACAAGGAUUUAACUUCAUUUGAAAAGACUAAAAAUAAAAAAAACUCCGAAUGGAGCACAGUGAACAGUGGGUUUCGAGUGCCGAUUUUUUAUUCCUCGAAGCAACAGCAGUACUCCAGCCAGAACUCUGCCUUCAAACAAGCCAUUCAAGCCUCCCACAAAAAGGACUCCAGCUUUAUUCGGGUCCAUAAAGUGAUAAAAGUCUUAAGCUUCUCGAUGAAAAAAAGUAAGGACCUGCCGCUCUCCAAUGUCUUUUUUGAAGCGCUCAGCCACCUGCCUCUGGAAUACAACUAUGCUGUGUACAGCCAGAUAUUCGAGAACUUCGGGACUCACUAUUUCACUUCGGGCUCCCUGGGAGGCAUGUAUGACGUCCUCUAUCAGUACAGCCGCGAGGAGCUGGAGAACUCGGGGUUGACAGAGGAACAAGCUCAAAAUUGUGUCCGGAUUGAAACAACAAAACGCAUUCUCUUUGUUAAAAAAAAAAAAGUGGAACACCGGUGCACCAACAACAGGAUGUCAGAGAAAUACGAAGGUUCGAUGUUGCAGGGAGCAGAGAAAUCCAUCUCCAUGGUUCAAGGCGGGAGGAGUGCUUACUCGGCAGCUUUGGCGUGGGAGAAGGGGGCCUCUGGCCCCAACCAGAAGGUCUUUUCUGACUGGUUAGAAUCAGUGAAGGAUAAUCCUGCUGUGAUUGACUACAAGCUGGCUCCCAUCACGGACUUAGUAAGAAACGUCUCCUGUGCGGUGACAAGACGGAACAACCUCAGGAGAGCUUUGGAGGAAUAUGCAGCCAAGUUCGACCCCUGCCAGUGUGCUCCGUGUCCUAACAACGCCCGUCCCACACUCUCGGGGACCGAGUGCCUGUGUGUGUGCCAGAGCGGCACCUACGGGGACAGCUGUGAGAGGCGCUCCCCGGAUCACACAUCUGAUGCGGUCGACGGGCACUGGGGCUGCUGGUCUUCCUGGAGCCACUGCGACGCCACCUACAGGAGAUCGCGGACCCGACAAUGCAACAACCCCGCCCAGCGACGAGGAGGGGCGCCCUGCGAGGGGGACCGUCGGCAAGAGGAGCACUGCUCAAUUUCGAUAAUGCAGAGCGAUGGACAAGUAUGUAUCAAUGAUGAUGAAUAUGUAAAAGAAGUAGACCUUCCUGACAUAGAAUCAGAUACAGGAUGUCUUCAGCCAGUUCCUCCGGAAUAUGGAUUUAUUCGCAAUGAGAAGAAAGUGUACUCAGUUGGGGAAGAUGCUGAAGUGGCAUGCUAUACCGGAUUCAAACUUGUCGGGUACCAGUACUUCCGCUGCUUACCAGACAGGACCUGGAGACAAUUAGAUGUGGAAUGCCAACGGACACAGUGCCUCAAGCCAGUUGUGCAAGAAGUUCUGACGCUCUCGCCGUUUCAGAAAUCAUAUAAAAUUGGUGAAACCAUCGAGCUGACCUGUCCCAAUGGCCUUGCUGUUUCCGGGCCGUCGAGGUACACGUGCACUGAGGGUUCCUGGACCCCGCCCAUCUCAGACUCACUCACCUGUGAAAAUGAUAUCCUGAGCAAAUUAAAGGGCCGUUGUGCAUUAGGACAGAAAGAAGUGCGAUCUGGAUGCAUUUGCUUGUCUCCGGAAGAAGACUGUAGCCGUUACUCAGAAGAUCUCUGUGUGUUUGAUGCAGACUCCAGUAAUUACUUUACUUCGCCAGCUUGUAAGUUUUUGGCCAAGAAAUGUUUAAAUGCUGAGCAAUUCUACUUUCUACAUAUUGGUUCCUGCCAAGAAGGUCCACAAUUAGAAUGGGGUCUUGAAAGGACAAAGCUUUCAUUCAACAGCACCAAGAAAGAAUCCUGUGGCUAUGACACCUGCUACGACUGGGAAAGAUGCUCAGCCUCCACAUCCAGAUGUGUCUGCAUGUUGCCCAACCAGUGCAUCAAGGGUGGAGACCAACUCUACUGUGUCAGAGUGGGAUCGUCGAUGAGCAGUAAGACAGUGAAUAUCUGUGAACUGGGAACUGUAAGAUGUGCCCACAGGAGAGUGGAAAUACUGCACCCUGGAAAGUGUUUGCCCUAA
Molossus molossus (Pallas's mastiff bat) is the source of this 2808-nucleotide messenger RNA. RefSeq names its product complement C6 (gene C6). The coding region runs from base 1 to 2808 and encodes 935 amino acids. Gene Ontology annotation, molecular function: protein binding. The transcript is spliced from 17 exons. NCBI's taxonomy places the organism in Eukaryota, Metazoa, Chordata, Mammalia, Chiroptera, Molossidae. Gene Ontology annotation, biological process: immune response. Gene Ontology annotation, cellular component: membrane attack complex. The record is from RefSeq and is a predicted model, not a curated record.